Molecule: messenger RNA, 523 nt
Organism: Anoplopoma fimbria (sablefish)
Lineage: Eukaryota; Metazoa; Chordata; Actinopteri; Perciformes; Anoplopomatidae
Product: putative transmembrane protein ZNF593OS
Exons: 3
Coding region: 16-444 (142 amino acids)
Source: RefSeq, a predicted model, not a curated record
GAGGUGGGGGGGUCUAUGUGUUUCACAUGCACACCGACAUGCAUCAUGUGUGCCGCAGGGCUCAGAGUGCCCCAUCCCCCUUCCGCCCUUAUAGAACAUGUCCCGGUCUACUAUAAAGUCUUUACAUCGUGUCCGUCUUGUGCUUUCUCCCCUAAACCCGUCCUAGAGCCCGGUGCAGCUGCAGGUCUUCAGAGCCUCCCCAGCUCAUCCCUCUUUUUGGCCCCACCUCACACCACAUCAACAGACAUGAUCAUCAGACUGGGCAGGCUGACACCUGGAUACUUCCGCCUCCUCCAGAGGCAAGUCGCCGGUGAGGUGCAGACUCAGCCACAGGACCGCGCCGUCAACCAGAUAGCCAUGAUGCUGGCCAUCAUGGGCCUGAGUUUGUCCUACUACAGCGCCAGGCAGAUGACGGAGAAGGUCCAGGUCCAGCCUGCGCCCUGAAGCGACUCGACUACCUGUGAUCGUGGAGAUAACGGAUGAGCCAAUGAGAAGUGAAGGAGGUGGAGCGAGGAGGGGUUGG